Molecule: messenger RNA, 1762 nt
Organism: Nezara viridula (southern green stink bug)
Lineage: Eukaryota; Metazoa; Arthropoda; Insecta; Hemiptera; Pentatomidae
Source: the annotation of a GenBank genome assembly
UAGCAAUGCAACUAUCUACUCUAAGGCAGCACAUGGCUGCCAUAUCAUGUUCUCUUUCGGUAGCCAUAACAGCAACAGCAUUUGUAUGGUAUGCUCCUCUGCUGCUGUAUAUCGUGUCUCCUGAGUCCGAAGUUCCAAUGACAACCACAGAGACCUCCUGGUUGGUUUCUUCGAUGGAAUUAGGAUGUCUUUUUUUUGUUAUACCAGCUGGUAUGAUCAGCGAUAGAGUGGGCCGCAAGUACCCAAUACUGUUCGUCGGUCCAACCUGCGGUCUGGGGUUCAUCGUCCUGGCGUACGUACGUUCACUACCAGCCUUGUUUGUACUGCGUCAGAUCCAGGGACUAUGCCUGGCUUUGGCCUACGUUGUUGGCCCAAUCUACAUCGCCGAAAUAUCUGAGCCUAGCCUGAGGGGGAGCACCUCCUGUCACAUACAAACUAUGUGGUUCGUUGGCUGUUUCUACGACUACUGCAUUGGCCCUUACAUCAGCUACUCAACUUAUGCUCUUGUAUGUCUCGCAAUACCACUAUUGUUCACUACUACUUUCAUCUUUAUGCCAGAGUCGCCCUACUACCUGAUAAUGAAAGGAAGAACUGAAGAGGCAAAGCAGGCCUUAUCCUGGUUGAGGGGUGGGAAAGAAGUAAAUGAGGAGUUCAAAGAAAUUGAAGCAACCAUCGAAAGGGAAGUUUAUGAACAAGGAUCUUGGAAAGACCUGUUUCACACAAAGAAAGAUCGGAAGGCCUUUUUUGUUGUGCAAGUGUGUUCCAUCACCAAGUACAUGGGCGGCAUGCCAGCAUUUGCCAACUAUGUGUCCCAGACUUUUGGCGAGAGCACCAUCAAGUUCUUGGACCAUAACCAACUUACCAUCAUCACGGGCGUUUUAUUGACUGUUGCUACAUUCAGUUCCUCUCUGCUCUCGAUAAACGUCGGAAGAAGGCCUAUACUCAUCUAUUCGUGUUUCUGCUGUUUUAUUUUUCCACUUCUUAUCGGUGGGUACUUUUUCUUGGAUUUCGAAACGGCAUUCGACGUGUCUCCAUAUGUUUGGAUAUUGUAUGUAUCUGUUAUUGGAUUUAUAAUCGCUGCAAAUGUUGGCGUGGGCCCAUUGUUGCAGACAAUCCAAGCAGAGUUCUUCACUGCUAGGACUAGGGGAAUAGGAGGAGCUCUAACCCUAGUUGUUGGCUCUACAGCAACGUUCCUAUCAAUCAAGCAAUACCAAUUAAUCCAGGACACUGUAGGAGUGUACCUCAACUAUUGGAUAUGGGCGGCUGUGUCGCUGUUCGGUGCAAUCUGUAUGUACUUUUUCUUACCUGAGACUUCCGGAAAGAGCCUUGGGGAAAUACAGACGGACAUGAAGAAUGAAUAUCAAACACAUAUGUAAUUUUAAUCUGGUAAAAUUUGUUAAUAAAUAUAGUUCAUGACAAUACAAAGAAUAAUUUGUCUAGGCGGUGAAUGCGAUUGAGAGUGCAAAAAUCUGUACCACGGUGUCUCUUUAAAUUCUUGUCCUAUGGAUUAAAUUAAAUUAUUGUCUUGGGAUGUCUUACUGACUAAGACACUCCAUGUUGCCACAUCAGAAUGUGGUAGGAUUAGGCUGGAGGGGGACGGAUGCCCCAAAGUUAUUAUCCUCUAUAACUCGAGCACGGAUCAUUGUAGAGACUCGAAUUGUUUAUAUUUUAAUUCUGAGAAAUUUUCAUUACAUAUUUUUUGAUAAUAAUUAAGUGAAAUGAGCAAAUUGGAACUCCGGAACACACCCUGUGGAACUCGUUC